This is a messenger RNA of Symbiodinium pilosum, 397 nucleotides long. Lineage: Eukaryota; Dinophyceae; Suessiales; Symbiodiniaceae. The record is from the annotation of a GenBank genome assembly.
GCCCCGUUCCGGCAGCCGGUGGCAGUGGAGACGGGAAAGGAUGAGGGACUCUCGCUUAUGCAGAUGGCGCUGGAAUGGCUCCCGGCGCUCCAAGAGGAGCUUGAGCACCUGAAAGCCAAUGGGGUGAAGAUUGGUGGACAUGUCAGCCAACUCCGCCAUCACCUGGAUGCCAUCAUUCCGGGGUGCGGCAACAGGGAUGAGGCCUUGACUCUACAGUCCCUGCUGGUGUCGUACGAGGGUGAGGAGGACCCGGACGUAGACAAGAAUGAAGUGGCGAUUGGAAUCAUCAUGCGGGACGUCCAGGAGGAGCGUGUGAUGCGCGGCCGAUGCAAACGAGCCCGAAUGGCCCAGAUGGAUGACGACCGUGCACUUGCUGAAGCCAUGGAGAAGGACGCGG